AUGGCUUCCAAGCCAACAAAACACUGUUUUGCUACGCCCUCCCCCUACGAAGAGCAAAUUGGAUACUAUCGAGCCGUCCGUCAUGGGAACCAUAUUUUUGUUUCCGGGACAACCUCCGUCGACCUUCUUUCUUCCGUGAACACACCGAGAAUAUUGUUCCCAGGUGACGCCAAGCAGCAAACCCGCACUGCACUUCAAGAAAGCAUCAACGCGAUCCAAGGCCUAGGUGGUAAGGGCGUGGAAGAUAUAGUCCGUGUCAAAAUGUAUGUCGGUUGUCACGAAGAUUGUGCGGCGGUCGGCGAAGGGUUUCGUGAGAUAUUAGGCAAGCAGAACCAAGGAAAAUACGGUCUUGUAGGAGCAGCUGCCACUAUGAUUGUGGUCAACGGUGGUUUCAUCAACAAAGAUAUGCUUGUCGAGGUCGAGGUUGAUGCAAUAGCUGGUUAA
Penicillium antarcticum is the source of this 444-nucleotide messenger RNA. Its product is annotated as YjgH family protein. The transcript has a single exon. The coding region runs from base 1 to 444 and encodes 147 amino acids. Lineage: Eukaryota; Fungi; Ascomycota; Eurotiomycetes; Eurotiales; Aspergillaceae. The record is from RefSeq and is a predicted model, not a curated record.